AUGAACCUCUCUUACCGUCAACUUUUAUACAAAAGUCUCCUCCAACCAAUAUGGUCAUACGGAAUCGCCCUCUGGGGCACUGCCAAACCAUCACUUUCGGACAAUCCAAGCUUUCCAAUCGAUAUGUCUUCGCAUGGUCACCAAAGCACCUUGAAACAUGGCUCUCUUCUGACGUCCAUGACUCUGAACUUGGGCUCAAUGGCUAUCAAAUCUUCAGGGUUGACAGAAAUUAUCUUAACAGUAACUACUCACGAGGAGGUGGUGUUCUCAUUGCAAUCAAGUCUUAUAUUAAAACAUCUCUUAUCUGUACAAACAUCAACACGCUCGAGUGCAGUUUACUUACCACCUAAUUCCACCCUCCCAGAUUUUGAGGCCCAUACCAGCUCUAUAGAACACUUAAUAUCAACUACUAACCCUACAUCUAUUCUUCUCUGUGGUGACUAUAAUCUACCUCUUAUUAAAUGGUCCAAAAGCAACCAAGGUCUUUUCGCAUCAGGUACCAUGUCUAACACUUCUACUCAUCUUGUCGAUUCUUUCUCGUACUAUAAUUUUUACCAGCUCAAUCAAGUGCCUAAUGCCCGUGGAUGCCUUCUUGACCUUGUCUUUUCUAGUUUUGACACACCUACUGUCCAACUUGCCAACACUCCAAUUGUUUCUCCUGUUAUGGACGUCUCCACAACCGACAUACAGACAGGGGUUCACAACACUCCGGAUUCUUACCACCCACCUUUGUUUAUAUCUUUUCCAUUUCCAACUCCGAUAACUGCUCAAGUCAAACAUAAAUACCGUGAUUAUAAAUCGGCUGAUAAAAAAUCCAUGCUCCGUUAUCUAGGAUCAUUUGAUUGGGAAAGUACUUUUUCGCUUUAUUCAGUUGAUGAUUCUGCUGUUGUCUUUAAUGAUGCACUUCUAAGCUCUAUAAAUCAAGCAAAAUGUAAACGCCAGUCAAAAGUUGAUUACUCUGCUCAUUUUGGGCAUACCGAAGAGACUCUAUCAUCUUCCCCCUCCAAAUUCUGUAAAUUUGUAAAUAAUCUAAAACAGAAACCUCCAAUUCCGUCAUCACUCCAUCUCGGUAAUAUUGCCUCAAAUACUCCAACUGAAUCAGCUAAUCUGUUUUCAACUCAUUUCUCCUCGACGUUCAACUCCUCGUCUUUCCAACUUCCACCAUUUACUGGCUCAUCUGAUUACUUAUCAUAUGAACUUCCUUCCGAUAUAACGUUUACUGUCGACGAUGUUUUUUCCGCUCUUAAAUCCUUAAAAAAUACUUACUCUAAUGGCCCAGAUGACAUAUCCGCUCAAUGCUUAUACAAUUGUCGUUUUUCUAUUGCUUAUCCAAUUUAUUUAAUUUUCAGGCGUUCGUUAGAUUUAGGUAUUUUUCCUAAGGUUUGGAAAAUAUCCUCUAUAACACCUGUUCUGAAAUCUGGUGACGCUUCUGAUAUCCAAAGCUACAGACCAAUUUCUAUAAUACCACAUAUUGAAGUUAUCGAGCACAGAAGUCAGGUAGAUGUAAUCUUUACAGACUUUAAUAAAGCAUUUGACACAGUGGACCACGAUUGCCUUAUAAUGGUGCUUAAGUCUUUAGGCAUUGGGAAUCCCCUACUAUCUUGGUUGCACUCUUACAUCACAGAUAGAAAACAAUUCAUAAAAAUCAAAAAUGCUGUUUCGAAGUCAGCUGUGAUACCAUCUGGAGUCCCUCAAGGAGGCCACCUUAGUCCUCUUUUAUUUAUUCUAUUUGUAAACUCGAUAACCAAAUGGAUCACUAAGGCUAAACUCCUUAUUUUUGCUGAUGACAUAAAAAUAUUCCUUAAAAUAGACAAUCUUAAUCAAUGUCAUAUCCUACAGUCAGAACUAGAUAUUUUUGCAAGUUGGGCGCACUCCAUUGGCCUUAGCCUUAAUAUAAGCAAAUGUCAUGUUAUGUCGUUUUCUAGGCAGCAAUCUCCUAUCCACCACAACUAUUCUCUAAAUGGCACUUCUCUUAACUGUGUCUUCCUCUAUAAAGAUCUUGGUAUUCAUUACUCACCAUCAUUAAAUUUUGAGCACCAUAUAAAUGUCACUGUAGGUAAAGCUUUAAAAGUAUUGGGUUUUAUUAAACGCAAUACUAAUCAGUUUUCUUCUGCUCGUUGUCUCUGCACAUUAUACUUCUCAUUAGUACGUUCUAUAUUAGAAUACGGUGUGGUGGUGUGGCAUCCCUACCUAGCUAAAGACGAACUAAGACUCGAGCGUGUACAAAAUAGAUUUCUUUCCUACAUUGCCUACAUAAUGAAGAUACCUCACCCUACGCAUGACUAUUCCUUAAUUCGUAGUUCAUUGGGAAUACCAAUGCUGUCAACUCGUCGACAAGAUGCUGAUGAGCGCUUUAUAACCUCACUCCUAGGUGGCACCAUAGAUGCACCCGAUCUCCUCUCUAAAAUAUGUUUUCGUAUCCCAUCCUUCUCCAGAAAUCACGCACUCUUCCAAGUUCCAACUCACAAUACAUUAUACGGACAUAAAUCACCCCUUACACAGAAUGCUUCGUAA
Rhopalosiphum padi (bird cherry-oat aphid) is the source of this 2514-nucleotide messenger RNA. RefSeq lists its product as uncharacterized. The record is from RefSeq and is a predicted model, not a curated record. Gene Ontology annotation, molecular function: catalytic activity. Lineage: Eukaryota; Metazoa; Arthropoda; Insecta; Hemiptera; Aphididae. The transcript has 6 exons. Bases 1 to 2514 code for a protein of 837 amino acids.